AUGUCGUACGAGCCGCGCCGAAUUGCUUCACCUGUCAAUCGAACGCACUCAUUCGAGAUAGCAAUUUCAACAUCUCCACCUCUCUCACCAUAUCCUGAUCCUGAUCCAGUUGAACCAUCUCGUUCACCUCCUCCACCUCCAGCUCAUGCUCCGAAAAGACUAUAUUCUCCACGAAGAAGCGUGCAUGAAACAAUUAUAAGAGAGCUUAGAGAGUAUACCACGACUCGCAGCGGAUUGGCUCAACCACCGAUAUCUCCGCCAGCGGCUCCAGCGGUUGCUCCGCUCGCCGAAGCCGAAACGACGUGCUCGGACGAGGCGAGCGAGCCGGUACAUGAAUCCUCGGACUUUGACAAUCAGGAAGAGGAAGAGAAUGUCCAAGAGCGGAAUGUUGACGAAUUAGACGCUCCAUCACCUCCUCCAGCACCGUGUGUUCCCACUGAAACAUCACAACCAAUCGUUUUCCCGAUUACUCCUUUUUAUAGGAGAAAAGGAGGAUGUCCGAAAUUUUCAAUCUGCAUUGGAGGUCUUUGCGCGACAUUCUUCAUCUUAUCAAUUAUUUUUCUUAUUUUCUGGCUGGUUUCCUCGUCGGAUUUCCGGUCGAUUUCCUCAAAAAUCAAAAAUGUGUGCAGUUCACGAGAAUGCAUUGAUAUGGCCUUUCGGAUGUCGUCGAAUAUUGAAGAAAAAAUUGAGCCAUGUGAGAACUUCUAUCAGCAUUCAUGUCAUAAAUUCAACACACAAACCGAAGAUCAUCAGCUCAACUUUUUGAGUCAGCUGAAGGAAAGUUCAAUGACAAAUAUGCAUGGAUUGUUGACAAACGAAGAAAAUCCCGCGGAGAUGCUUAAAAGUACGAAAUUAGCGAAAUCAUUGUACGAGUCUUGCAUGAAUGCUGUUCAGAGAUCAUCGAACUCUCCUGCUGACCUUCAUAACCUGAUUCAAAAUUUUCCAUGCGGUCCCAUCCUACCGCAGUGCCAUAAUUUCAACUCGGACUCUUAUAGUUGGGAACGACAUUCUGGAAUGCUCGACUGGUAUGCAGGAGAUUAUAAUCUGAUCGUCUAUGGAAGAGAUGUUCAUCCACAAGAUCGUAGUAAAAUCAUUCUUCAGAUAAGACCUCCGAAUUUGGAGAAAAUGACUGGGCAAAUUCUGCGAAAUUUGCUUGAACUCGCAAAACCUUCAAGCACUGAGUUUGAGCCGUUGUUCCAGCUCUCUUUGCGUCAAAAUCUGCUGAAUGAUUUUGUGCGCUUUCAGCUUUUGCAGGAUCCGCGAUCUGUUCAGUCGGAUCUUGACAAUGUUGCUCGACUUAUUGUUGAUCUACAUGCGGCGACUAGAAAGUCAGCGACGAUUACACCCAAUGCAACUUAUAUGACAAUUAACGAACUGUCUCAAGCCCUUCCACAAUUGUUCUUUCGCGAAUUCCUCGACGCCUAUUUAUCAAAUAUUUACAAGUGGACCGAAGAGGAUUUGAUUUCGAUUCAGGACUAUGAAUACUUCGCACGACUUGUUGAUAUCAUGGCAACAACUGAUAGAAAAACCGUGGCCAACUAUCUAGUAAUUGCGACAACAUUUAAUAUGGAGCAAUAUUCGUAUUCCCCUCGAGAGCAAUUCGGAUGGCGAGAAUGUGUUGAUCAAAUUUCACGACUUGACAUUGCUUCGAAAUUGUUCAUUGAUAAAAAUGCAAACAUUAUCGAAAUUGAGAAGAUAUUCGAAUUUCUGACAACGCUCAAAACCGAUUUCAUAUCUACACAUAGAAGUACGCCGUUGCAGUACUUGUCGACAAUAAAUCGUCUCGGAUUUUAUGUUGGCUACCCAAAAAGGCUGCAAAACGAGGACAUCGUGUGGAGACCCGUUUCUCAAUUAUCAACCAAUCAGUCAAAUUAUUUCGAUUCGAUUAUCCGUGUGUCAAGAGCCGAAAGAGAAUAUUCGCUAUCGCAAAUUGGCACCUAUUUGGAUAUCGAUGAUACAACAGAAUUCCCAGUAAUCAAUCCAACGAUGCUCUAUAAUUCUCAUGUCGGAGCCAUUGUUAUUCCAUUAUCAUUCUUGAAACCGCCAAUUCACCAGCCAGAUGGAGAUGUGCCCAUGUACGCAGUAUACUCGAGUCUGGGAAUCACAAUACUUCAGAUGAUUUCAAAAGUGUUUUGGGAUGGACUAGACAAAUCGUCGCAACUUCAAUGUCUUGACAAUGUUUACAGAGGAUUUUUGAACGGAAACAGGCAACGAGCCGCGAAUUUAGAUAAUCAGUUAUUCUCAACCAUCGAGUUGUCCGAUGCUUUCAAAACCGCUAUUUAUUCUUAUACAAAAUGGCAGAAUGAUCGUGAUAUUCAUAGGGAGAAAUCUUUGCCUGCUUUUGAUAAUCUUGAUAGUGUGAGUUCACUUAUGCUCACUUUCUCAACGUUGUUCUGUAGCAACGAAGGACAGGAGCCAGGCAGUGAUUAUGAAGCAAUGAUCAACACUGUGGCAGCAAACUCAAAAAUGUUCACAAUUCAUUUCAAUUGCAAUAACACUAGUCGAAUAUUUAACCGACGCACAUGUCUAUAG
This is a messenger RNA of Caenorhabditis bovis, 2532 nucleotides long. NCBI's taxonomy places the organism in Eukaryota, Metazoa, Nematoda, Chromadorea, Rhabditida, Rhabditidae. The record is from the annotation of a GenBank genome assembly.